Brassica oleracea var. oleracea is the source of this 1004-nucleotide messenger RNA. RefSeq names its product guanine nucleotide-binding protein subunit gamma 2. The coding region runs from base 471 to 773 and encodes 100 amino acids. The record is from RefSeq and is a predicted model, not a curated record. Gene Ontology annotation, biological process: G protein-coupled receptor signaling pathway. The transcript has 4 exons. NCBI's taxonomy places the organism in Eukaryota, Viridiplantae, Streptophyta, Magnoliopsida, Brassicales, Brassicaceae.
CAAUAUUUACACUUCAUUGGGCCACAAACAGGCCCAUAAAGCACCGAAUCGGUGUAUGAUAUGAUAUCUAAAUUUUUCUGAGACAAAAAAAGAUAAUCAUUUACCUUUUCUUCUUCUUUCCGUCGCCUUUCCUCUUUUUAAAAAAAAACUCAAAAAAACCUUUCGAUCAUCGGAAAAGCUCUUUUCGAAGUCUCGCCCAACUAUUAGUAGUUGAAUUUUUUUUUUUUUUUUAACUAUUCUAUUGAAUUCCAUCUACUCUUUCUCUUUGUGUAUUCCUUGAGAUCUGAUUGUUUCUCAAGCUUUGUAAUUUUGGGUCCAACCAGUAGUAGUAACAAUCAAUGGUGGGGUUUUUGUCAAGGUUUAUGAUGAGUAACUUUUCGUCGUUUUGAGUAAAAGUUGUUGCAGCCCAUUUUGGAAAAAAAUUGUCUUUCUUCUUCUUCUCUGUCAUUGGAUUAUCUCAACCAAUUCGAAUGGAAGUGGGUAGCUCGAAUUCGUCGGGUCAGCUAUCGGAGCGGGUCGUUGAUACAAGAGGCAAACACAGGAUCCAUGCCCAACUCAAUAGGCUCCAACAAGAAGCUCGCUUCUUAGAGGUAAUGAAGAGCUGGAGCAGCUUGAAAAGAUGGACAAAGCCUCAGCUUCUUGCAAAGAGUUCUUACACAGUGUUGACAGCAAACCAGAUCCUCUUCUUCCCCUUAGGGCCAGUGAACGCGACAUGGGAUCAAUGGUUCGAACGUCCGAAAGAAGCAAAACGAUGUGGAUGCUUCAUUCUCUAAUCUUCAUUUCCUCCUACUCCUACGUCGUUACCUUUAUCUCCAUGUCUUCUUACAAGAGUUUGCGGUAUUGUUUUUCAUCACCCGGCGGUUUAAUUGAUGUAAUUGGCAAAAAAGAAAGAAAAAAAAAUCAUUUGUGCAGAAAAAAUCUGUUGAUAUAUUGAUCAGUGUGUCUUGAAUUUACAAAGAACCACAGUGACAAAGUCUGAAAAAAAGGCAAUAUUCUUUUUCUUU